CAUAAAAUAUUCGUGGUAGCUUAGAAAAUUACGAUUCUUUUUGCAAUAGCUUAGUAAUAUUGCUAAGGACCGCGGGGCAAAGUUUUAUAAUUUUUAGAGCUUGUUUGGGCAGUUUUUGCAAAAAUGAUCAAUAAUAAGGACUAAAUUGAAAUUUUGCGUAUUGUGAUGGAUGAUUGAUUUGAUGGGCCCAGGAGGGGCUGUGUGAUAUGAUUGAACUGUUGAUGUAUGGAUUGUGAGUAUAGAAGUGCGUUUUUAGCCCUUUUGCAGGUUGGGUAGGUCCUAGGUAUAGGGGAGACUCUGUCGGAUUUUUCGCACGACUUAGGACGUAAUUGGUCUUUUUCUUUAUUUGUAUUGAGUCAGAUUGUAUUAAAUAAAUGUAAUAUGAUUGUCAGGUGAGCCGGGACAGCCUUCUUCCUCCGCCCAGCCGCCACAGUAAUUUGUCGUCAAGUCUGAAAAUGCGUAGAAGCAGGAGAGCUGCCACUGCACCAGAACCAGAUGUGCCCGACGAGGUGUCGGCACAGGAUGAGGCGCCUGCCCCGAGGAGGCGGGGUAGGAGGCCUAGAGCUGCUCAAGUAGAGGAGCAGCCAACCCCAGUACAGGAACAGUCCUUUAUGGCACAGGGUCCCAUGGACCCCAUGGCAGCUACUCUAGCUGAUGCGAGAGAACCAUCGACAUGAUGGCUCAGUAUAUGGUCCAUCCUCCACAGCAGCAGCAGUCCACCGCACCAAGAGAGGAAUCUUACAAACAGAUCAUAAACUUCAAGAAGUUGGUGCCCGGUACUUAUGAUGUGUCAGACGACGCAUAUCGGUUUUUGGAUUCCUGCAGACAGGCAGGAACAGAAUUACAGUUGACUGAUAGAAGAUUGAUAGAAUGUAUGCAGCACGUCAUGGGGCCCAUGCCUAGGCAAUGGAUGAAUGACUACGUGUUACCCCGGAUGGAGGGUUUGACAUGGGCUCAGUUUGUGGAACUUUUUAUCAAUCGGUUUGUGCCAGAAAGCUUCAGAGAUCAGAAGCAGUGGGCCUUUGAGGCCUUAAGACAGAAUGGCAGGUCUGUAGAUGAAUAUGCUACAGAAUUUCUGGAAUUGAGCAGAUAUGCCCCUACAGCAGUAGCUACAGAAACUAUGAAGGUGAAGAGGUUCCUAAAGGGGCUUGACAGGAGGUAUGCGAACCUGGCCAUGAUGUCGGAUCAGUCUUUCGAUGUGGUGGUUGAUCGAGCUAGACAGAUUGAGAUCAGUUAUGCUGUGGAUGACAGCGGAAGAGCAAAGAAAAACAGAGCAGAGGGUUCCUCAGGUGUCCCUUCCAUGGGUACUCCGGACAGUGGUGGCCAGGGUAAUUACAGAGGAAAGGGUAGGAGCAAGAGAAGUGGUUUUAGACACAGACCACGAGGAUUGCACCGAGUGCGGAUCCAGCGGUGGUAG
Hevea brasiliensis (rubber tree) is the source of this 1417-nucleotide messenger RNA. RefSeq lists its product as uncharacterized. The record is from RefSeq and is a predicted model, not a curated record. The transcript is spliced from 2 exons. NCBI's taxonomy places the organism in Eukaryota, Viridiplantae, Streptophyta, Magnoliopsida, Malpighiales, Euphorbiaceae. The coding region runs from base 674 to 1417 and encodes 247 amino acids.